Messenger RNA from Heterostelium album PN500, 2061 nucleotides. Its product is annotated as Sec7 domain-containing protein. Bases 1 to 2061 code for a protein of 686 amino acids. Lineage: Eukaryota; Evosea; Eumycetozoa; Acytosteliales; Acytosteliaceae. Gene Ontology annotation, molecular function: guanyl-nucleotide exchange factor activity. Gene Ontology annotation, biological process: regulation of ARF protein signal transduction. The record is from RefSeq and is a predicted model, not a curated record. The transcript has 7 exons.
AUGAAUAGUGAAUCAAAGAAUGAGUUAAACAUUCUCUCUCCGACUCCGGUCAGAAGAGAGAUGGAAGAGAGCAGCUCGAGUCUUCCACUUCAGGCUAUCGAUUCAACCAGUAUAAACAGAUCACUGGAACACUCACAACAUCCCGACAUCACCAACAACACUCAAAAGAUAGAUAUUGGUAUCAUCACAGCCGAUAGCAAACCAACAGGUAAAUCAACACUUGAUAUUCAACAACAACAACAACAACAACAAAACUCGAAACUCAAACAAAUUCAAUCAAAAUACUCAACAACAUCACCGAUCAUCAUUUUAUUCAUCGAAUUAGCACUUGCUCUUGCCACCAUAUUUCCACUGGUAGUAGGAAUCAUAUAUGACAACAUUGCAUAUCUACUCUAUGGUGUUUAUGGAAUUUUAACAAUACCUUUUACUCUCGGUGGACUCUAUGCAAUAGGUAUAUUAGCUAAAUUCGACAAGAUUCCAUUGGUUAAGAACUGGUGGGCUAGUAUCAUUAUUUUGGUGGGAAUAGGUAUUUUUACUAUUGUUUGGGAUGUCACUUGUAUUCUAUGGGUGAAACCUGUACUGUCUGAUAUUAUGUCAAAGAAGAGUUCAAAACUGAAAGAGGUUGAAGAUGAAGAAAACACAAUAAUGAAAGAGAUUAUCAAAGAAGAGAAUGAAUAUGAAAUGUUAAAACAAAUGGCUCCAAAACCACAAUAUGGACAAUUGAUACCUGAAGAACCAUUUAGAAUAGCAAUUAGGAAGUUUAAUAAAGAUCCAGAAACUGGUAUCCAAUAUAUAAGAGAAAACAAUGUACUAUUAAAUACUCAAUAUGAUAAUAUAAUAACAUUUUUACAUUCAGUCGAUGAAUUAAAUAAGAUUAAAUUAGGAGAAUAUCUAGGUGGAAAUCAACCACAUAAUAAGGAGAUGCUUCAAAGCUUUGUAAAUUAUUAUAAUUUUGAAUCAAAAGAGUUUGAUGAAGCUCUUCGUAACUUUUUGUCAAAGUUCAAACUACCUAGGGAAGCUCAACAGAUCGAUCGUGUUAUGGAGAGCUUUGCAAUGAAGUAUCACAAUGAUAAUCCUGGAAAAUUCACCGACUCUGACACCGCCUACCUACUUGCCUUCUCAUUGAUUCUACUCAACACAGACGCACACAAUCCUGCCAUUAAGAACAAGAUGUCCAAGAGAGUAUUUGUACAGAAUAAUAUCAACCUCAGAAAGGGAAAGAAGCAGGAUCUUACACCAGAGUAUCUAGAGAAGCUCUAUGACCGUAUUAUCAACAACGAAUUGAAAUUGGAUGAGGAUACACUCUUCUCAAAUGCUCAACUCAAGGGAUGGCUCUAUAAGAUGUCUUCCCAAAAGAAAAAUUGGCAAAAGAGAUGGUUUGUACUCAAAAACAACUGUCUUUAUUAUUUCCCAACAGAGAAGAAUGAGGAAAAUCCAAAAGUAAUUAUACCUUUGGAAGGUCUAAAGGUUACAAAGAUAUCGGAUACAUCUUUCCAAAUCGAAGAUUCCACUGUUCAAAUGAUAAAGUCAGUCAAACUGACACCCAAAGGACCGAUUGAAGGUCAACACGAGAAAUAUAUUUUAAAAGCCUCAACACAAGAAGAAGCAAUUAAAUGGAUCGAUUCAAUUUCAAACAAUGUUCUUGGUAGCCCAGUUUUGUUAUUAAUCAAGAAAAAGAAGAAGUUGUUAAAUAGAAGUAGAGGUAGUGAAUCAAGAAAAGAUCAAACUAACAGUAACAAUAAUAAUAAUAAUAGUAAUAAUAAUAGUAAUAAUAAUAACAACAAUAUUAAUAAUAUUAAUCAUAAUAAUAAUACUAAUAAUAAUAAUAACAAUAAUAAUAAUAUUAUUAAUAAUUUGGGAUCUACACCAACCAAUGACAAUCACUUGGUCACAAGAGAACACAAUCUGAAUACUCAUACCGAUUACGAAUCAUAUACAAAUGCAAGUCCGAAAUCAUCGGUGUUUGGAAUGGACGAUGCAACCUCCUCAGAAGACGAAUAUGGAAAGAGUAAACAAACUGAAAUAGAAUUUCUAAUAAAUAAUUCUUUAGUAAACUAUUAA